Molecule: messenger RNA, 1272 nt
Organism: Tarenaya hassleriana
Lineage: Eukaryota; Viridiplantae; Streptophyta; Magnoliopsida; Brassicales; Cleomaceae
Product: quinone oxidoreductase-like protein 2 homolog
Exons: 7
Coding region: 45-1079 (344 amino acids)
Molecular function (GO): oxidoreductase activity
Source: RefSeq, a predicted model, not a curated record
GCGACGGACAUACUGUAUUUGAGAAAAAAGGCCGUGAGGCGAAAAUGGAGGCGUUGGUAUGUAGGAAAUUGGGCGAUCCGGCGGAGACGGAGCCGGGGAGUGAAGAAUCGCCGGUGGUGGUGAGCAAGAACCAACCGAUCCCGCCUCUGGAUUCCGACACGGCGGGUCGGGCCACGAGCCUGAAUUACGCCAAUUACCUUCAGAUUCAAGGCAAGUACCAGGAGAAGCCUCCGUUGCCUUUCGUCCCUGGCUCCGAUUACUCUGGAACCGUCGACGCCGUCGGUCCCUCUGUCACCAAGUUCCGUCCCGGCGAUCGUGUCUGCUCCUUCGCCGCUCUCGGCUCCUUCGCUCAGUUCAUCGUCGCCGACCAAUCUCACCUAUUCCCAGUGCCCGAUGGAUGCGACAUGGUGGCUGCAGCCGCUCUUCCUGUUGCCUUCGGGACAUCUCAUGUCGCCAUUGUCCAUAGGGCUCCUCUGACAUCUACUCAGGUUCUACUGGUUCUAGGUGCUGCCGGCGGCGUCGGGCUUGCCGCCGUGCAAAUCGGCAAGGCUUGUGGCGCCACUGUCAUUGCUGUUGCCAGAGGGGCUGAGAAGGUACGGCUCUUGAAGUCCAUGGGAAUGGACCAUGUUGUCGAUCUGGGCAGCGAAAACGUUAUUCUGAGCGUUAAGGAGUUUCUCAAGAAGAAAAAGCUCAAAGGAGUCGAUGUUCUGUACGAUCCCGUGGGAGGAAAACUCACCAAAGAGGCCAUGAAGCUACUGAAUUGGGGAGCUCAGAUUUUGGUGAUCGGUUUCGCUAGCGGCGAGAUACCCGUCAUCCCCGCAAAUAUUGCCCUUGUUAAGAACUGGACAGUGCACGGACUCUACUGGGGCAGCUACAGAAUCCACCAACCUGAUGUGCUCGAAGAUUCCACAAGAGAGUUACUGUCAUGGCUGUCGAGGGGAUUGAUCACCAUUCACAUCUCUCAUACCCACACCCUCUCCCAGGCCAAUCUCGCCUUUGCGGCCCUCAAAGACCGGAAAGCCAUUGGAAAAGUGAUGCUUGUUCUUGACCACAAGAUCUCUCCAACAUCUAAACUAUAAGUUGUUUUUAGAUUCUAGCUUUGUCCCCUACCCAAACUAGAAUCUUUCCUCCACAUUCCAGAUUUUCUAGUGGUUGCCCCCAUCAAUAAGUUCUUUCAUGUGACAAGUUGCCUUCUCCUGCAUGUUAUGUACUUGGCACUGUGCAAACACUAUGUAAAAAGAAACAUGAUGAAUGAAGAUACGUAUUUGAAUA